ACCAGGCAAUGCUUUGUCAAUAGAAACCGCUAGUGAGUAACCUGCUCCGGUCUCUCCCACAAUCCCACUUAUUUUUAUCUUGAUUUUUGAAAUCAUAUAUAAAAUUUGACAAAAUCCGACUUGAAAUUUUACCUUCCAAGUGGUUGGAAAAAAGAAAAUCCGGGGCUUUCAUUUUGAAUGUUUAACAUCAUUUUUUAAUUCUUUUUGAAAGAAGUUGCGGCAAAAAAACAAACAAAAACAAAACACAAAUUUUUGAAAUUGAGGUUUUUCUUCCCUAUUGGUUAGAAUUCAAAGUGUUUGAUUGGCAGGAAUGGAGGAUCAUGGGAAAGCGAGGGAGACGCCAUGGAAAUCGGAAGCGGCGUCGGAAAAGAACGGGACCAGCUAUUUCCACCAGUUGCUGAACAGGCGCAUAGUGAUGAGCGCCAGAGAGGAUGUGAAAUGUCUCCUGCAUCGCUUGAUCUUUGUCUCCAAACUGUCUGCAGAUCUGGCCGACAAGAGGGGCCUUGGAGAUUACUGGGAAGGCCAAUUCCAGCGUUACAGCCAAGGGGAAGCUGUCACUGGCCUCCUCUUACUCUAUCCUUCAUAUACGAUACAUGUGCUAGAGUCCAGCAGUGAGGUCCUGUACUGUGUGCUGCACGAACUGGCACGGAUGAAGAAACAAGGAGGCAGGGCUCUGGUGUUGGACCCCAAGAUCCUGGUGAUGUCUCACAACAUUCCCAACCGGCUGUUCAACCAGUGGUGCUACAAAGUACUGAACGUUCCGGGUCAGCACCUGGCUGACAAGUACAACGAGUCCUCCACGGACGGUAUUGUCACUGAGUGUCUGACCAAACUCCUACAGAUCGGGAAGCACCUGACUAAGUACCCCAAGGGCUCAAAGAACAUUCCAGACUCAGUGUUUGAGAAGGUGCCAGAGUUAAUCAUCCCCCAAGGUUCCAUCCACCACCUCUUGAACUGCAAAGAGCUCCCCACUCCUGACCAAUUCCUGCAGUCCUACGACUCCCCUCUUAAUGUUCUCUUAGAUUCUGACCGCGUGUGGCCGACCCCGGUGCACCUAACGCCAAUUAAGACGAUCACUGCCACGUAAUGAUGUUGUGAUGAGUAGGGUCCUACUCGCCAUAUCCCCUGCCUGCCAAUGGCUUCCAUUUCCUUUCUACUCUCCAACGCCCCCUUCAGACCACCACUGAAUUCGAUAUGAACACUGAAGGACCAAUGCCCAAGAGAUCAUCUUUGACAAAGUUUGGACCUUACUAAAGGGGCAGUAAACAUGGCCGUCAGUCACUGACUGCAGCGAAGUAACAGGGGCAGCGUUAACUUGGGACGGACUCCCCCAGGGUAGAAAUGCGCUGCCUCGGUGUCACGUUUAUUUGCUUCCCACCUUUAUUUCAUGCUGUCGAAAACAUUCAAACAUAGCGAAAAAAUCAUGUAUUAAAUUAAAACUUGUUUGUAAACUCUAAAGGGGUUAUAA
Xenopus tropicalis (tropical clawed frog) is the source of this 1468-nucleotide messenger RNA. Its product is annotated as testis-expressed protein 47. Gene Ontology annotation, molecular function: FAD binding; blue light photoreceptor activity. Lineage: Eukaryota; Metazoa; Chordata; Amphibia; Anura; Pipidae. The record is from RefSeq and is a predicted model, not a curated record. Gene Ontology annotation, biological process: blue light signaling pathway. The transcript is spliced from 7 exons. The coding region runs from base 311 to 1087 and encodes 258 amino acids.